Molecule: messenger RNA, 1928 nt
Organism: Stegodyphus dumicola
Lineage: Eukaryota; Metazoa; Arthropoda; Arachnida; Araneae; Eresidae
Product: DNA damage-regulated autophagy modulator protein 1-like
Source: RefSeq, a predicted model, not a curated record
UUUGAUGUGCCAUUUAUUUUACGAAUUAGUGAGUAAUAGCUUUUCAGGUGAGUAAAAAUAGUAAAAUAUACCUUCACUUUCAGUGAAACAGGAGGGAAAUUCCCCGAAGCUGGUAUAUUCAGCAUAUUCCUUUACCUCAGUUCUACUAUAGGUUUAUCAACAAUGUUUGUUAGGUUUUUAAUAGUCGAUGAACUAAACAGGGGCUCUGAAAAAGCAAUCGACGCUCUAAACAAAGCUUCCAUCAUCAUUGGAUUCAUCGCUUUGAUGGGAAUGGUCAUUGUGGCUGCCUAUCCUGUUACAACAGCUUCCACAGAUGAAACUAGCAUAGGAGCUGUGCAUGGUGUAGGUGCAAACGUUUUGUUCAUCGGAGGCGUUAUCUAUGCCGCAUUACAGACAUCGCUGAGCUUCAAAAUGUCUCCUUAUUACAAUGGAAGAACUAUUUGCUAUAUUAGAUUAGUUAUAACAAUUCUGAGUGCCUUAUCUCUCAUUACAAUGACAAUAUUAUUGCCAUUUGGAUUUCAAAACUGGAGCUCUGGCAGCCAUGAUCAUUGGACGGGAUCAAAAAUGCCUUAUGACAAGGGUUUCGGUCUACUAGUUGCGAGUUCAGUAGCAGAAUGGCUGAUGGCGAUUUUCUUUUUGGCUUAUUACUUUACAUUCAUUCGAGAGUUUGGAAAAGUUUUUAUCCACUUAAGGGUACAGCUGCUUGUUAACCAUUUUGAUGAAGAGCCUCAUGAAGGAAAUAUCGUAGUGGCAAGUGAACGUACUCCAAUUGUGACGUAAAAAAAUCUCGUGAACAGUAAAAUAUUUUAUGACCUUCAGCACCUUUAUACAUAUUCAGACAAUCAAAAUUUUUGAAAGAAAUCAUUAUGCUCCUCCUAAGAAUAUUUAAAAUAAAUUCCAAGCCUACUUAGAAUUUGUUCAUGACUGAAAUGUAACUAUGUAAAUCAAUAUAAUUAGUAAGCAAGCAAAAUAUAGUUGACCAUUGAAAUACGCGUAUUUGACUUGCGCAGCUUACAUAAUUUUUCAAUAUAUGUGCUUUGAAAAAUCGUUGCCAGAUUUAUAGCAAUAUCAAAAAAUUAGUAGAUUUAGUAUGUAAUCUAGAAGCUUAAAAAUGUUUAAAUUAUUUCUAUCAUGAAUGCAUAAAAUGUAUGCAUAUGUUAAUUUAUUAUAUAACUUACUACCAAAUAAUAAGUAAUACUAAUCUGUCGCAAAAGGUUAAAUUUACUAAGAUGUAAGCAGAGAAAUAAUUUCAGAUUUUAAUGGCGUUAUUGGGAAUGACAGAAAUGUAAAAAGAAAAAAAAAUACCCCAUAAAGUAAAUUAUAUUUGCUUAAAAUUAACUACAGUAUGUACUACUGUGCUCCUGUAAUAAUUCACAGGCAAAUCCUGCUGUUGCUAGUACUGUUAAAAUGUUGUGAGCAUCUGCUUGAAACGCUGUAUUUCAAUGGUCAUUUUUGCCUGAAAUUUCAUUCAUUCAGAAAAUGAGCAUAGAUCUCCUGCGUUGUUGAGAUUUUCCCUCUAACCUAGUGUAACACUACAAACCUUAAAUAAUACGAUAACGGCAUUAUUGUAUUAUUUAAAGUUACGAAUAACACAAUUACGAGCUGUUUCUGGUUAUGAUGGCAUUGCUGCUAAGAAUGAAAGAAACUCUGAAAAAAAGAGUUAAAUUGCUUUAAAUGAACAGUAGUUUGAUACAAAAAUGUUUUCAUGAGUUUGUCAUGAAUAUGAAUGCAAAGCUGUACGCCAUAAAAUUUUUACAACGAAUAUUCAUUAGUAUAUAAGUUUUAAAACUAAUGUUCACCAGUAUAUAAGCAAGGUCACUGAGACUACAUUUACCUUGCUAUCAUAAAACAACCAUGCUGCAGUUACAUUGUUAUCAUUGCAUAAAUUAUUGUACCUGUAAAUAAAAAUUAUUUUUUUACCUUUAUAA